Messenger RNA from Harpia harpyja (harpy eagle), 4946 nucleotides. It is a transcript of the gene ENTPD3, whose product is annotated as ectonucleoside triphosphate diphosphohydrolase 3. The record is from RefSeq and is a predicted model, not a curated record. Gene Ontology annotation, molecular function: UDP phosphatase activity; GDP phosphatase activity. The transcript has 9 exons. Gene Ontology annotation, biological process: nucleoside diphosphate catabolic process. The coding region runs from base 133 to 1668 and encodes 511 amino acids. Gene Ontology annotation, cellular component: plasma membrane. Lineage: Eukaryota; Metazoa; Chordata; Aves; Accipitriformes; Accipitridae.
UCAUGUAGCGUAAUCUAGUUGACGAAAUGAGAUUUUGUGAGGACUCUCAACUGAUUCAGGGCUUCAGGUCUUAAGACAGAAUCACUGAAUCCUUUCACAUUCCUUAAGCAUUUCCCAUUUUGUUGUUUCAGGAUGCUCACCAGAACCCCAAGCGUUGUUGCCCAAGUCUUCCUUCUUCUAAGCAUAGUUCUUGUCAUUGCUAUUGCAGUGAUUCAGUUAAAUCAGCAACAGAUCCUCUCCCCAGGGCUUAAGUAUGGAAUAGUCCUUGAUGCUGGAUCCUCUCGGACUACAGUCUAUGUCUAUGAAUGGCCAGCAGAAAAAGAAAAUGACACGGGAGUAGUAAGCCAAACCUUCAAGUGCAAUGUGAAAGGCCCUGGUAUAUCCAGCUAUGAGAGUAACCCUGGAGCUCUUGCCAAACCCUUUGAUGACUGUCUGAAUAAAGUCAAGGAGAGAAUACCAGUUCAUCUGCAUAAAAACACUUCUGUUUAUCUGGGGGCUACAGCUGGCAUGAGAUUACUGAGGUUGCAAAAUGAAACGGCAGCCAAUGAAGUCCUUGCAAGCAUUCAAAACUACUUCAGAGCACAACCUUUUGAAUUUAGGGGUGCAGAAAUCAUAACUGGGCCAGAGGAAGGGGUGUAUGGAUGGAUAACAGCCAACUAUUUAAUGGGCAAUUUCUUAGAGAGAAACCUUUGGAGGACAUGGGUCCGCCCUUACAGAAAAGAGACUAUGGGGGCACUGGAUCUUGGAGGAGCUUCCACUCAAAUUUCAUUUAUCCCAGAGGAUUCUCAGGAGAACUUCAAUAGCACCUUGCAAGUGAAGUUGUAUGGUUACAACUACAAUGUCUACACUCACAGCUUCCAGUGCUACGGGAGAGAUGAAGCUGAGAAAAGGCUUUUAGCAUUGCUGCUCCAGAAAUCAAACACCAGUUCCAAUGUGGAUAAUCCAUGUUACCCUCAGAAUUAUAAUACUGUAUUAAUGAUCAAGUACUUCUCUGGCAGCCUUUGUACACAGUCUCUGAGACCAGCAAAUUACUACCCAAACCAGCUUAUGAACUUCCAUGGAACAGGAGACCCAGGUCUGUGCCAGGAGAUGGUUUCUCUAUUAUUUAACUUCACUGCUUGCAGAGACAGAGAAGACUGUCCAUUUAAUGGAAUACAUCAGCCAAAAGCUAAAGGGAAUUUUGUGGCUUUCUCAGGAUUCUACUAUACAAUUAAUGCUUUGAAUUUAUCCGGGCACUUUUCCCUAGCUGAAUUCAAUUCAAGUAUGUGGUUUUUCUGUUCACAGAGCUGGGCACAGCUCCAGUUUAUGCUGCCUAAAUUUGAAGAAAUAUAUGCUAGAUCCUACUGUUUUUCAGCCAAUUUCAUUUAUUACUUGCUUGUAUAUGGUUACAACUUCAAUGCAGAAACUUGGCCACAGAUACAUUUUCAAAAGGAGGUUGGUAACAGCAGUAUAGCAUGGUCACUCGGUUACAUGUUAAGCCUCACAAACAUGAUUCCAGCAGAAGGCAAGCUGAUCCAAUUACCUCUGAAACCUUCUUUGUUUGCUGGGCUCCUCGUCUUCCUCACAGCUAUGGCAUUGUUGUGUCUUCUCUUCCUUGUUUACUUGUGCAUUGUAUCACAUAAUCGGAAGAACAUCAGUCAUGUUGAACAUGUAUUUAUUCCAGAAUGAAUGAACUUCAUGGAAGACAAAACAAAAAUUUUAUAGUGCUAUUAAGUAGGACUUUAUUUUUGAAAAAUGGAGGGCGAAAUAAAGACAGGCAAAAAGACCUGGUGACCAGAAGCAUAAAUAGAGAAGAGACACAAAGGAAUCUGUGAUAUGGUGAAUUGGAGUGCUUUUGAAAUAUUUUAGCAAUUGUUUCUAUAAAACCAGAUUGUCCGGUGUGCAGCAGAGAAAACAUGAGCAGAUAGGUCACUUUGUUUGAUAAGGGAUUAAUAGCCUUUUCCUGCCAGGUAUGUAUUUUUUUGUUCAUUAACUCUGUGCUAACUGGUAAACUCAAGUGAUGAUGGAUUUGAUCAUGGUGGUGGUUGUUUAAGAUAAAAUCAAACAAGUCAGUAGGAAUUGUGGGAGGUGGGAACAUGGCAGCUGUUCUUGUGUGCAGUGCUGACACUAAAAGCCCCCAAAUAAUCUAAAUUCUGAAACUGGAACAAGCACAUGGUAAUGACAGGAACUGAAAGGAACAGCUGGGAUAGAAUUGUUUUUAUUGCUGUUCCAAACAGAUUGAUCCCCACCACAUAAAGGUGUAAUAAACUGCCAGUGCAUCUCAGGACUUUCAAGCCUGUCUUAAAACUGAGCUAUAUCUUUCAGUACCAUGGAGAUCUCAGAAUGCCUCUGCUAUGGUACAUAAGAUUUGAUUUGAAGGUGGAAAAAAAUGCUUUCACGCUUUAGUAACUGUACCUAAAUUUAACUGUACCUAAAUUUAAAUGUCUUGUAGUUACCUCCAGAAGCCACUAGGGUUUUCAGUGUCAUUUUCUCAGAAAUAAUUUCACAGAAAUACUUUUUGUAGGUUCUCAUACUGAAACACUGACCUGUAUUCCCCACAUAUUGUUGAUCUCGGACAGUCGCAGUCAGUACUGACUUGUCAUGUACAUAUUAUUUCAACUGCCUGAAUAGAGUCUCAGACCCGGGACCUUCUGAAGCAUUAACAUGUUCAAAGCCAAGAGGAAUAGAAGCCAGUCUGCAGGCCAGAAGAACACCCUUUCUCUAAUGGGUUCGGGAACACAUUGCUAGAACUGCAAUCAUGACUGUAGUGCCUUGAUCAGCCUUUCCACUGUCUUGGCCUCAGUGUUCCUUCAGCAGUGCUGGGAUCUACCUAGCAGAUGCUUCUGUCAAACACAUUAACUCCAGAGCUUUCCUGGAAGUGCUGCUGCCUUCAUGCUCCAAAGAGCUGACUUCCUUGAAAGCCCAGGUAUUCUUCACCAAACCUGUCAUUCCCUUAAAUCAUAAGACUACAAUUUUACCCACUGCUCGAGGAGUUCUUCACAGUCAGUGCCCCUUUUACCUGCCUGUCUUUUAUAUAGCUUUGGUCUUCUUCAGCUGGCUUCUGAAAUAACCCUUGAAAAACCCUCCUGCCCCAUAAUCUGCCAUCUCUUCCCUUUUAAUUCCUCUUAAUAUUGCUCUAACAUGAUCUGUGAAGCUGCAAGGGGAAUACAUCUGAAGGGCCUUAGAGUUAGCAGAAAGAAGGGAUUGUUGUACUCUUCAGAACCUGCAAGAGGAGAAAAGAGCAUCUCUGCUUCACUUCCCUCCUCCCCUUCUACCAUGUCCUUUCACCCAGAUUCAGUACCUACAUGGAGCUCUAUUUCCCCAAAUGUCUCACAGAUAGCUGCUGCCACUCACUUUAAUACAUACCUCCUUUUCCGUCUUCUCGGGAUUGCUUCCUUCUGUGUGUAGUUUCCCUUGCUUGCAUCUUACCUCUCUGAAGGGGUGUUAUUCAUUUCAUGCAUGGAGCUUUUCAGUGUGAGAAAGUAAAAACUAAAAGGGAAGUUACCACAUUCAACAUCUAACAAGCUAAAGCCUGUGAGGCUGCCCGAGUAGUGUUUCCACACAGGUGUGUUGCAUGUAAGAGAUCUACCUGUUGAUGCAUACGCUCAGAAGCUAAGUUAACAUUGGAUUAUGAAUCCCAAUGGCACAUAAUAUGAUUGCUAUCCCAACUUCAUCUAUUGCCUGUAUUGAUUAGUUUGUGACAUAGGAGAACAAUGGCCAGUAUUUUUACUCAUGAAUAAUAUUUUCGAUUUCUGUCUUUUUUUCUAUAUCACCUUCUUACUUUCAGGUUUAGUUAUGGGGAUGGGGUUUUGUUUUCUUUUGUUUUUCACAGGCUGAUAGAUGAUUUGAAAGGAACUAAAUAUCUUUUCAAAUGGAAAAAAGAAAAAAAAAGGAAGAAAAAAUUUAGUGAUUUUUCAAGAGGAUCAGCAGUGAGGGCUUUGUCCCUUCUCUGUUGGUAUACUACUCCAUCCUGUCAGUCUUACUUGAGUAGCAGUACUUAAAAUAAGGCAGAAGAUAUUACAAGAUGAUGAAGUGUUCUGUGGCACCCAAGUUACAUGUGAUAAAACAUAAAAUUUAACUUCAGAAUAUAUGGACAUUACAGAGGAUGGCAUGAGAUAAAAGCCUUAUCUUAUUUUGUGUGAUUGAUCUGGAACUGCAGUUAAGGGUAAAAAAAGACAGUUGGAUGACACCAUUAAAAUGUUUUCUUCAGCUGCUAAAUUUCUGCUGAAAACUAUAUUCUAGGAUAUUUACUUGCCCUACAAAACCUUUGCUUGUGAAGGGCAGGGCUAUUCAGACAUGGUUUUGCACAAACGGAACAUGCUUGGAAGUUAUUCUCCUUAGAGCUGGCAGCUAGAGAACAAGUAAAUUUGUUCAAAAAUCAUUUGGACUUCUAGAUGUAUUUGGAUAGAGCCAGUAUCUGUUCAAAGAAUGCCUUCCCUCCAUGAAUCGCCUUCUGUUCUCCUUUUCCAGUAGUUCCCUCUUCUCCCUAUGUAUAUAAUCUCUCUCCUGUAUCACCAGGAUACCCACCUGCUCAGUGUUAUCUCUCCCAUUAGUUUCAGCUGGGAAAGCUGAAACUAUUGAACUUCCAGCCAGGCAGUUGCACCACCAUAGCUUAUAGCUUCUUCUAAGCCAGCACCAUGGCUGCAGUUCAGCGUUACAGUAAAAAACCAUGCCUCAGACACACAGCCAGCUUUGCUACCCUUGGCUGUAGUGGUUGCUUCUGGAGGGGAGGUGAGGCAAGGGGGAUGGCAACAGCUUCGGUAACCAUGGCUAAAUCCUCCCCCAACUGUGAAUCAGAACCAGAUCAAUGGGUGUAAUGUCCUGUCAUCUAGAGCUGAACAGAUCCCUGGGAGAGCCAGUGUAGUGAACAGCAUUUGGGAAUGUGUACAAACUAUAGGUCAUUUAUCUUUUUAUACUCUUUACUGCCUGCUUAUGAAGAUUAAUAAAAUUAAGUUGUGAAAAGCUAA